AUGUCCACGGAGAACUUGUCCGUCUUACCGCCCAGCGGCAAGCCGGCCUCGUUGCACGACUCUGCUCGUGGGUCACCAGAACCAUUCGAUGGCUUCCAGGACCUCGUGAAGGAUAUCAACACAAUCCUUGGCCCGAGCAAUGGCAUCGACAGUGCUGGAGUUGACGUGGAAGAGCUCAAGCAUGUCCUGGCCUACUACAACUCUUGCGAGGAGGAAUGGAGUAGAUAUGCUCUCGCGGACAGCUCGCGGGCGUAUACCAGGAACCUCGUGGAUAACUGCAACGGCAAGAGCAAUUUGCUCAUCCUUGUCUGGACACCAAGCAAAGGCUCGCCCAUCCAUGAUCAUGCCAAUGCUCAUUGCGUGAUGAAGAUCUUGAAAGGGUCUCUAACAGAGACACUCUACGCCUGGCCAUGCGAGAGCCUCGAGAGCUCUGGCGGUUGUCCUGCGUCUUCCGAGUCUUCUUGUCCCAGCACCGAGCACAGCUGCUCGUUCAGUGGCAGCUUUGAACCAGCGGCUCUGAACAUCAAGCGCAGUACUACGUACGACGCAAACGGAGUUACCUACAUGAGCGACCGGCUGGGCCUGCAUCGUAUCCAAAACCCGAGCAGCGACGAAUUCGCUGUCAGUCUGCAUCUCUACACACCACCGAACGCCGCCAAACACGGCUGUCACAUCUUCGACGAGUCCACUGGCAAGAAGAGCCACGUAUCGCAGUGUCAUUUCUACUCGCAGUUUGGAGUGAAGGCUUGA
Saxophila tyrrhenica is the source of this 750-nucleotide messenger RNA. RefSeq lists its product as uncharacterized. Gene Ontology annotation, molecular function: cysteine dioxygenase activity; ferrous iron binding. Bases 1 to 750 code for a protein of 249 amino acids. The transcript has 4 exons. Lineage: Eukaryota; Fungi; Ascomycota; Dothideomycetes; Mycosphaerellales; Extremaceae. The record is from RefSeq and is a predicted model, not a curated record. Gene Ontology annotation, biological process: L-cysteine catabolic process.